This is a messenger RNA of Zea mays, 2945 nucleotides long. RefSeq lists its product as uncharacterized. Bases 911 to 2527 code for a protein of 538 amino acids. NCBI's taxonomy places the organism in Eukaryota, Viridiplantae, Streptophyta, Magnoliopsida, Poales, Poaceae. Gene Ontology annotation, cellular component: nucleus. The transcript has 13 exons. The record is from RefSeq and is a predicted model, not a curated record. Gene Ontology annotation, biological process: base-excision repair. Gene Ontology annotation, molecular function: DNA-(apurinic or apyrimidinic site) endonuclease activity; endonuclease activity; DNA binding.
CACAACACAACACAUAUCUUUUAGUAACCUUUCAAUAGGCGUCCCCCAAGAACUAGUAAACAUGGCAAAACUGUUGAGCCUGUUCUUAGCCCUCUCCUUUGUAGCAGCUAUGUUUGCCAUAGGCUCUCAUGCUGAUGGAGACUGUGAGAAUGACCUCCAAAGCCUGAUAAGUGACUGCAAGACAUACGUGAUGUUCCCAGCUAAUCCAAAGGUCCCUCCUUCGGAUGCUUGCUGUGGUGUCAUCAAGAAGGCAAACGUUUCUUGCUUGUGCUCCAAGGUCACCAAAGAAACUGAGAAGGUUGUGUGCAUGGAGAAGGUUGUGUAUGUUGCUGAGCAGUGUAAGAGGCCAUUUGAGCAUGGCUUCCAGUGCGGAAGCUACAAGGUUCCAGCAAACUGAUGAUAUCGCAAGAGGGAAGCGCUUGACGUAGUCUUUAGAUUUCAAUUGUUGCAGCCGAUCAACCUUCUUAGGGUUGUAUAAUAUGAAGUCAAUGUUGAGACUAAUGUGAGGUGGGAGAGGCCUAUUGAUGCAUCAAAAGUAUUAUGAGCUAAUAAUAAAGCCUUCUCCACAGAUUUUAUGAUUGCUCAAGAACUGUGAGGUGCUAAUGUGCUAUGCGACAAUGUUUUUUUUCCUGCCUAGGAGCUUCUCAUACAAAGAGGCCCACAGUCUUCUCAUACAAAGCGGCCCACAGUGUUCGGCUUGCCAGGCCAGCCUGGAUAGGAGUCCAGCCCAUGAUAGCGGGCCUACCACACCAAAACGCGCCGCAUAUUAAGUUGCCCUCGCUGGCACCGUGGCACGGCCACUCAGGUACCGGCAGGCCAUUGGCCACAGCCCGCUUUACUCACGACGCGACGAACCGCGCACUCCUUUUAAAGCUCCACGUUGCGGUGUCCUCACGGGUCACGGCGACCGAUGCCGCUGCUGCUGCGCGGCGCCUCCCUCCUCCGCCUCUGCCAGUGUACCAGUGGGCUCUCAAGUGUGAAAUUUAGUUCAAGAGUAACGGUACUAGUGAAUCUCAACGCCAUGAGGGACGGAAUGCGGGCCACAUAUUCACGUAGAGCUGCCUCUAAGAACAGUGAGGUCAAGAAAGAUGAGCAGCCAGUCACAGAGAAGGUUAGUAGAGCUGCCUCUAAGAACAGUGAGGUCAAGAAAGAUGAGCAGCCACUCACAGAGAAGGAAGAUGCUGCUGAAACUGAUUUGGAGGUGGAGCGAGGGAGGAGCAGCAGCCCUAGCCAGCUCCAAUCAAUGACUGUCAAGGAGCUCAGGGAGCUCACGAGGAGGAGGGGUAUUUCUGUGAAAGGUACCAAGAAAGAUUUAGUAUCAGCACUGAUGAAUUCUAUGGCCGUGGAAGCAAAUGGUGAAGGGGGAAAGUCAUCCGUUGAGCUGGUUAGCCCCUUGGAAGUACCUUUGAAAAGAAAAGGUGGUGCUUCUGUUGUGGUUGAACAAAAACUAGAAAGUUCUGAGAUCAUUUCUGAAACACCUAACAAGAAAAGUAGAACAAAACAAAAAUCAAGCAAGAACACCACUCGUGAGGAAAUUUCGGUGACUAAUGUCAAGCUAAGUAAGACUGUUGUCCAGAAGGAAACAGUUGCCGUCCAAGGUCCUGUUCCUAAUGCAGGAUUAAGUCCUGAUGAUGAUUCAGAGCCUUGGACUAUACUCGUGCAUAAGAAACCACAAGCCAGCUGGAUUCCAUACAACCCUAGGACUAUGAGGCCUCCACCUCUAAGCAAGGAUACACGGGCUCUGAAGAUUAUGUCAUGGAAUGUCAAUGGAUUGAAAGCAUUGCUCAAAUCAAGAGGCUUCUCUGUGCAGCAGUUAGCACAGAGGGAGGACUUUGAUGUGCUUUGCCUCCAAGAAACAAAAAUGCAGGAGAAGGAUAUUGAAGUUAUUAAGGACACUUUGCUUGAUGGCUACACAAAUAGUUUCUGGACUUGCAGUGUGUCAAAGCUUGGCUAUUCUGGCACUGCAAUAAUUUCAAGAGUCAAACCACUGUCGAUCAAGUAUGGGCUUGGUAUAUCAGACCAUGAUACUGAAGGGAGGGUUGUGACUGUAGAGUUUGAUGACUUCUACCUGUUAACUGCUUAUGUACCAAACUCUGGUGAUGGUCUAAAAAGAUUGACUUACAGGGUCACAGAGUGGGAUCCAUCCCUUGGUAACUACAUGAAAGAAUUAGAGAAAUCGAAGCCUGUCAUACUAACUGGUGAUCUUAAUUGUGCGCAUCAGGAGAUUGAUAUACAUGACCCUGCUGGAAAUCGUAGAAGUGCAGGCUUCACAAACGAGGAAAGAGAAUCAUUUGGGACCAAUUUUUUGUCCAAAGGGUUUGUUGAUACGUUUCGGAAACAGCAUCCUAAUGUUGUUGCCUAUAGUUACUGGGGGUACAGGCAUAAUGCCCGGAAGACAAACAAAGGUUGGCGCCUGGAUUACUUUCUUGUGUCCGAAUCAAUCACAGAAAAAGUGCAUGAUUCAUAUAUUCUUCCGGACAUCUCUGCCAGUGAUCACAGUCCCCUUGGUCUCGUGCUGAAGCUGUAGGCUGUAUCACACAGGCUAUGCCAAACAUUCAGUCUGAAGCCUGUGCCAUAUUUCUCAGACAGCGAUGUUUAUUCCUGAUGGUUUCUGGUUCGUGCAGAUCCCUGGCAGGAACAACGACUUUUGUCAGACUAUUAGUGAAACAAGGCUUUGUAACGCACUGAGCAGAUUUGACUAUUAGUGGACAACUUACUGUUAGCAAAGCUGCACCUUUGUAGUGUAAAUAUGCGGCCAUAUCUUGUGCUGCACUUGUGCAGCUCAAUAUGAGCAGCGGGGGAAGCUCAUUACCUGGUUAUGGAAUUAUGAUACUGACCUUAACCUAUUGAGGUCUUUAAACUAUCUGAUCAUGUGCUGUGCCGCUGAUGGCGUCAGAAAAUAACUGUGCCAUGCAAUUUCACGCAUAGCCGAAACUGUUCUUGGA